This is a messenger RNA of Penicillium cosmopolitanum, 2286 nucleotides long. Its product is annotated as 1-phosphatidylinositol 4-kinase LSB6. Gene Ontology annotation, cellular component: lysosomal membrane; trans-Golgi network; plasma membrane. The record is from RefSeq and is a predicted model, not a curated record. The coding region runs from base 1 to 2286 and encodes 761 amino acids. The transcript has 2 exons. NCBI's taxonomy places the organism in Eukaryota, Fungi, Ascomycota, Eurotiomycetes, Eurotiales, Aspergillaceae. Gene Ontology annotation, biological process: phosphatidylinositol phosphate biosynthetic process; endosome organization; Golgi organization. Gene Ontology annotation, molecular function: 1-phosphatidylinositol 4-kinase activity.
AUGCCGAAAAAUCGCCCAGCCACCUCAGGCUAUGCUCGUCUCGCUCAGGAGGAGGAAGAACGAGGCUACCUUCACGAUGACUCCGAAGAUGACGAAAUCGCCGCGGUUUCUUCAACCGUCUCGACCUCCGCUCCUCGCUAUGCCCCGAUUUCCUCUCGAGCCCAGAUGCAGGCGUCCGGUCUCGACACACCUCCCAGCCAUCGACGCCGGCAUAGUGGCUUCUCGCGACGCGGGCGACGGAAUUCCGGCGUCGACAUCAAGGCCAUCAAUGCGCGUCUCGAGCGAUGGGCCGAGGAGAUCGCCAACAAGUUCAAGUUGAAUCGGGUCAAGGGCAAGACAUACGAGGAAGAAAAAUUGGAAAUCUACCACUCUGUCUUCCAGGCACCCGAUGGCGUUCGCCCCGUGACGAUAGAGCAACUCGAAUCGGAUGAAUUCGAGGGUCAGCAGCGGAGACAACGCGCCGAGUUCGAAGAGAUCAUCGAGAGCGUUCGUCUUGCUAUCGAAUUGGAUGUUCAACCGCGCAUGAUUUCACAGGGAAGUUCAGGCAGUUACUUUGCUCGCAAUCCGGAAGGAAAAGUGGUCGGUGUGUUCAAACCCAAGGACGAAGAACCGUACGCCUCUCGAAACCCCAAAUGGACAAAGUGGAUUCAUCGGAACUUGUUCCCUUGUUUCUUCGGCCGCGCUUGUCUUAUUCCCAACCUUUCCUACGUCUCUGAAGCCGCCGCAUACGUUCUCGAUGCCCGUCUCCGCACCAACAUGGUGCCUUAUACCGACAUUGUCCGACUGUCUUCGAAAUCAUUCUUCUACGAUUUCUGGGACCGGCGCAAGGCGUGGAAAGGGAAGAAGACUUUGCCCCCGAAGGCUGGUAGCUUCCAGGUCUUCUUGAAGGGUUACAAAGAUGCCAACAUUUUCCUCCGGGAGCACCCAUGGCCAGAUCAGGCAAACCCAGGGCUUCGUCCUGAGGAUGCCCCGAGACGCAAGAGGCGGCCAUGGAACGAGGCAUGCCGCCCAUCUGGAGCGCAAUCCGACGACGAAGACGACGAAGACCAUGGCCAAAUGCCAUCUCCAAACCCACGCGACGAAAGCGCCGAGCGGCGAUUCCACUGGACUGAAAACCUCAAGCAGUCGUUCCGAGAAGAGCUGGAGAAACUGGUCAUCCUGGAUUAUAUCAUGCGCAACACAGAUCGUGGGCUGGAUAACUGGAUGGUCAAGAUUGACUGGGGUAACGAGCAGGUGUCGCUUGUCGCAGACCCCCCAAAGCCCAAUGACAAGCCCACAGGGACGACGCAUGACGAGGAUGAGCUCAUGCCUCCCCCUCGCCCGGUGUCUGUGAACUCGAACGGCUCCCAUCCUUAUAGACGCCACGAAACUAUGAUGGCUGUGAGCCGUACAGGAACUCCCUUGGCCACGUCCGAGCAGUCUGCUUCGGUUCAGGUCGGUGCCAUUGAUAACAGUCUUUCAUGGCCAUGGAAGCACCCCGAUGCUUGGCGAAGUUUCCCCUUCGGAUGGCUCUUUUUGCCUGUUUCCCUAAUCGGUCAACCGUUCUCCCAAAAGACUCGCGAUCAUUUCCUUCCCUUAUUGACAUCGACCGCGUGGUGGGGUGGCACACAAAUGGCCUUGCGCCAGGUCUUUUCCCAAGAUGACGACUUUAAAGAAAGCAUGUUUGCCCGACAAAUCGCAGUCAUGAAAGGUCAGGCCUGGAAUGUUGUGGAGACACUGAAGCAACCAGACCACGGCCCACUCGAAUUGACUCGCCGAACCCGCGUCUGUGUAUGGGACGACUUGGUGGACGUGCCCGUCGCCAUCCCCAUGAAAGCUCCAUCAGCCGACCAAAGAAACCAAGCCAUGAAUUAUGAUGACGACGAAGAAGAAAUGGAUAUUGGCGCGGCCAAUUCUUCCCAAGACGUUGCCCACGAUCUUUUGGGUCUUGACUCGUCUCCGGGCGACCUCCCCAAUCCCAACCGGUUCGAGCUCUCCCGCGGCCGUUCUGAUGGAGAUGGACAUCGAGCCACUGACUCGAUUGGUAGUGGCCCUGAACUGUUCAACGAUGACGAUAUCCCCGAAAAACCACCAAUGGCACAUACGCAAGGUCUCUGGAUGGUGGAUGGCCGUCUCUUCCCGCUCGACCCAAUAGACACCAUAAACAAGGCGGCUCGGUCUCUUUCCGCAUGCCCCAUGUCAACACUUUCGGAAGCGACGACCUCGAAGGGGACCUUGGGUAUGCCGCUGCCGAAGACAUGGAGGGUAAUCAGCGCAAGGUCAUCGUGGAGCGCUUGGAAGCAGUGA